Neoarthrinium moseri is the source of this 1734-nucleotide messenger RNA. RefSeq lists its product as uncharacterized. The record is from RefSeq and is a predicted model, not a curated record. Gene Ontology annotation, biological process: transmembrane transport. The transcript has 3 exons. Lineage: Eukaryota; Fungi; Ascomycota; Sordariomycetes; Amphisphaeriales; Apiosporaceae. Gene Ontology annotation, molecular function: transmembrane transporter activity. Bases 1 to 1734 code for a protein of 577 amino acids.
AUGGAGAACUCUCGCGAGACCUCGGACACGGAUACUGGUCUGCGCAUUAGUGGUGGUAACCAGCCUGAGUCCGACAAUCAGCAGGAGGAGAAAGAUGCCAUCGUCACUUCCAACGCGCAACAUGGUGUUCAGGCCAUCGAGGCAGCCGCCGGUGUUUGGGGGAAAUGGGACCUGAUCGCCGCCUAUGGCCUAAUAUGGCUGAUAUACUUCGUAACAUCUAUCAACGAGGUCGUCGUCCGAGCGCUGAAUCCCUUUGUCACGAGCAGCUUCGCGCUCCAUUCGCUCACCGCCACAUCUACCGUCUUCUCGAGUAUAAUUGGAGGGCUGUCGAAAAUCCCGUUAGCGAAAAUUAUCGACAUAUGGGGCCGGCCGCAGGGUAUCUCUCUGAUGUUGUUUUUCUGGGUGAUCGGGUUCAUCAUGAUGGCGGCUUGCAGAAACGUCGAAACGUACGCCGCUGCGCUAGUAUUUUCCACGGUUGGUGCGCAGGGCGUAAGCUACUGCCUCACAGUAUUCGUCGCAGAUACAUCGGCACUCAAAAACCGAGCCCUCAUGCUCUCAUUUGCCACUUCUCCCUAUAUCGUCACGACUUGGAUUGGUGGUCCUAUGGCCGAUGCCUUCAUGGCUGGCCCAGGCUGGCGAUGGGGUUUCGGUGUUUUCGCCAUCAUUGUCCCAGCUGUGGUCAUUCCGUUCAUCGUCUUGUUCAUGUGGAACCAACGCAAAGCCAAGAAAAUGGGGCUGGUGCCAGAGACGGCCAAAAAGUCCCUGAAAAUCAAAGACAUCAAGAGGUUGGCGAUCGAAUUCGACCUCCUGGGAGUUUUGAUCUUAGCCGCAGGAAUGGCGUUGUUCCUCCUGCCUAUGAACAUUUACUCAUACCAGAGCCUUGGAUGGAAAUCACCGAUGAUCAUCUCCAUGACCGUCGUCGGCGGCCUUCUCAUAAUUGCCUUCGCGCUGUACGAGCGAUUUUGGGCCCCAGUGAGCUUCAUACCAAUGCAUUUGCUCCUAGAUCGUACUGUGUUCUUUGCGGGUCUGAUGUUGGUGUUCGUCUUUUUCAACUCGGCCGUCUGGGGUGCCUACUUCAACUCGAUGCUCAUGGUGGUCUGGAAUCAGUCACUCACCAAGGCGACUUACAUAAGCAACAUUUAUCGCGUCGGUUCCUGCUUCUCCGCGUUGGUCCUCGGCUUCUUCAUGCGUUGGACGGGGAGAUUCAAGUGGGUUGCUGUGUAUUUCGCACUACCCCUGAUGCUUCUUGGGGUCGGCCUAAUGAUCCAGUUCCGCCAGCCCUAUUCAGAUAUUGGGCUGAUAGUCAUGACUCAAAUCUUCGUUGCUUUCUCCGGAGGCCCGAUUGUUACAUCCGCAGAGCUGGCUAUGAUGGCACCCUCAGACCACCAGCACAUUGCAGCCAUUCUCGCGGUUUUGGACCUAUUUGGGAGCAUCGGGACGGCAUUGGGCUCUACUGUAUCUGCUGCCAUCUGGACCGGCGUGUUCCCAGCAGCGCUAGAAAAGUACCUGCCCGAGGGGUCGCCUGUUGACCUGAUAUAUAGCAGCAUCUAUGUGCAGCUGGGAUACCGCGUGGGAACUCCGAUUCGCGUCGGUAUUAGUUAUGCAUAUGCAGAGGCACAGCGAUACAUGCUCAUCACUGCUGUGUCGCUACUCGGUGCGGCGUAUAUCUGUGCGUGGAUGUGGCGGGAUAUCAAGCUCAAAGACAUUCAUCAAGUGAAGGGAAAUGUAGUUUGA